Molecule: messenger RNA, 1548 nt
Organism: Aspergillus tubingensis
Lineage: Eukaryota; Fungi; Ascomycota; Eurotiomycetes; Eurotiales; Aspergillaceae
Product: flavin monoamine oxidase family protein
Exons: 1
Coding region: 1-1548 (515 amino acids)
Molecular function (GO): oxidoreductase activity
Source: RefSeq, a predicted model, not a curated record
AUGUCCCGCUCCCGAGAAGGCUACCUCUGGACCCCCAAACAAGCCACCACAGGCCUACCCACCGACGCCGUCCACCCCAGCACCCCCACCCUCCUCACCCACUACGACGUGAUCGUAAUCGGGGCCGGAUUCGCGGGGCUCAUUGCAGCCCGCGACCUAAGCAAGAAGCACAAUCUUUCCGUCCUGCUCCUCGAAGCACGGGACCGCAUCGGCGGCCGAACAUGGACAGCCAAGGUGCUGGGCGAGGAGAUCGAAAUGGGCGGGACCUGGGUCCACUGGAACCAGCCGCAUCUGUAUGCCGAGCUGCAUCGGUACGGGUUGCACCGGAAUCUGAAGACAUCUGCGGGGGCGUUCGCGCCUGUUAAUCAGUGGUUCAAGUCGUCCAGCAGUGGCAUUGUGGAAAAGGUGUCUGUUGAGGAGUAUGGGGCUACGCUUGAGCGGGUUGCAUCGAAAUUCUUCACUAUUGAUGGACUAGAUAGUCGUGCGAUGAUGCCUUAUCCGCAUGAUUCGCUGAGAGAGCCGGCGCCGUGGAAGAGGUAUGAUUGUCUUAGUGUGGGGGAGCGGUUGGAAAGGUCGGAUUUGGAUGGGUUGUCGGUGUGGGAGAAGGAGUUGUUUGCGUCGAAUGUUAGCACGUUUGGGAGUGCGCCGGUGAAGGAUAUUGGGUUUGUGGAGGCGUUGAGGUGGUUUGCGCUGGGAGGGCAUACAAUGGCUGGGGUGUUUGAGUUGGCGGGGGUGUAUAAGUUGGGGAGUGGGGGGAUGACGGCUUUUGCGAGGGCGGUUUUGGGGGAGUUUACUGGUCAUGUUUGCUUUGGGGCGGUUGUUGAGAGGAUUAAUCAUGGUCGUGAGAAGGUGGAGGUUGUUAUGAAGGAUGGGAGGAGGGUUGGGGCUGGGGCGGUGGUGUCGACGAUUCCGCUGUAUGUUUCUUGCCCUAUUGCCCUUUCUCUCAUGCUCUGGAUCUUGACUAACAGGGACAAACGUAGGAAUUGCCUCACUGACAUCCAGUUCAAUCCCCCACUAUCCCCCCUCAGACAAGCAGCCAUCGCAAAGGGCCACAUCAACAAAGGCGCAAAGAUCCACUUUAAGCUUCGCGAAACACUACCGGGCUGGUUAUUCACUGCGCACGAUGGCAGUGACUCGAGCUUUGUCUUUGCGUUCUCAGACCACAACGGAACUCGGCCAACAGGUCCAUCCGGUACCUGGUGUAUUGGGUUCGGAUACAACGGUCUACUUACCGAUAAGCAGGAUAGUAAACAUAUCUUGCAAAGGUUCAAGCAUGAUGUUAACCCGGGUGUUACUGUUGAUGCCUAUGCUACCCAUGACUGGAUGAAUGACCCAUAUGCGAAAGGGGCUUGGGCGUGCUGGGGACCAAAUACUGCGUCAGAGUACUUGGAGGAGCUUCAGAAGCCGCAUGGACGGGUUGUGUUUGCGAGCGCGGAUUGGGCGGAUGGGUGGAGGGGGUUUGUGGAUGGUGCGAUUGAGAGGGGACAGGCUGCUGUGGGGGAGGUCUUGAGGGUGUUGGAGGGGAGAGAGGGGAGGGCUAGGUUGUAG